Salvia splendens (bonfire salvia) is the source of this 815-nucleotide messenger RNA. Its product is annotated as cell number regulator 8. The record is from RefSeq and is a predicted model, not a curated record. The transcript has 3 exons. The coding region runs from base 46 to 738 and encodes 230 amino acids. Lineage: Eukaryota; Viridiplantae; Streptophyta; Magnoliopsida; Lamiales; Lamiaceae.
UCUCAUAAUCCUCUGCGACUUUUUAAGUGGCAAGUUUUAGUGAAAAUGGCGAAUUCCGAUGAAUCCAAUCCGCUUUUACCGAAUCAAGAAGAAAUUGAGAUGGCAAAUGAGAAGAAAUACGGCGUCCCCGUCGGCAAGAAUGUCGGAGCUCCGCUCCCUGCAGCGAUCCCGGUGGGAUGGACGACCGACGGUCUACCCGUGUCUGAAUCCAUGAUGGAGAGGACCCACUGGGAUUCUGGUCUCUUCUCUUGCCUUGGGAGGAACGACCAAUUCUGCAGUAGCGAUCUUGAAGUUUGUAUAUUGGGUAGUGUGGCUCCUUGUGUGCUCUACGGAAGCAAUGUAGAGCGGCUUGGAUCAUCUCCUGCUACAUUUGCUAAUCACUGCUUGCCUUACACUGGCCUGUAUCUAAUGGGGAAUACGAUUUUCGGCUGGAACUGUCUUGCCCCUUGGUUCUCCUAUUCCAUCCGUACAGCCAUUUGCGGCAAGUUUAAUCUAGAGGGAAGCAGUGAGGCACUUGCAAGAUCACGUGGGUGCUGUGGAAGCUUAGUAGAGGAUGAAGUUCGACGAGAGCAAUGUGAGACGGCCUGCGACUUUGCUACUCAUGUCUUUUGCCAUCCAUGCGCUCUUUGCCAGGAGGGGCGUGAGAUCCGUCGUAGGCUUCCACAUCCCGGCUUCAAUGCCCAACCCGUCCUAGUCAUGAUUCCCCCCGGGGAACAGACCAUUGGCCGUCGAGUAUAAAUGCUUUUCUGUGUCAUAUGAUCAUUCAUAGUAACUGUCUACUUUUAUACAAUUGUGAUGGUUGUUUGAUUCACUUG